UGAACGUUUGAAAAUGUAUGUUUCGAUCAUCCUUGGUAGAUGUAAUGAGUGGUAAUCAAUUUUCUUCUGAUUUUUGUAUGGAUGUGUAUGUCUGUUUGUAACUGUUAUUCGAUUUCGAUCGGUUUCGAUAUACAUAUUCCGCUCGUCGGCGCAUCCUUCGUGCCUCGCGUCUAUUUCGUUGCACAAUAGCACGCGAUGGAGCUCUCAUGGAGACUUCAAUGGAUUACGUACGGUACACGUUAAUUAAAUCUCUGGUUUCACGGUAUGGUCCCGAUUGAGCACCGUUGCCGCGAAACUUGUCCAUUCAAGCGAUCGUAUGCCAAUUUCAUGGCUCCACUCUACUGGAAGAUCCUUUUAAAAAGAUCUGUACUAGGUGUAGAAAUUCAUUCUGUCCCUUUAUAUCCAAUCAUUUAUAACUCUAGCGUAAACAGAAAUAUCUGUCCAUUAUUUCGUUUUAAAUUGUAGAUAUUGGAAAACAAAAUUCCAAUAGUAAUUAUCAAGCGUUUAACUGCGUUAAACAGUGUAACUUAGUGCAAUUCUAUGUGUUCAGUAUGUCAACAAACGUUUUCAAAAGGUUUCAGGUCGCUGGAAUACCGUUGGCGUCGGUUUCAUACAAACGCGAAUAUCGAGCGUUUCAGUCUAUGGAAUCGAUUGAAACUGUGUUAAUUAUCAAGUAGAUAUAAUACAUUGGCUGCAAAAAAAUGUAUACAAAUUGCUUCGAAAUUAGUCAAAACGAAAGACUACCUCCUUAAACUUCAACGAUCCAAACAAAAAUACACAUGUACUUUACAUAUUAACUUCAUAAUACGCUACCAAUUUAUAUAUUAGAAACUAAAAUUUCAAUAUUACAUAUCAAUAACAAUUCUUCAGCUGCGAAAGAAUUAUACAAAUUGCCUCGAAAUUAGUCAAAACAGAAGACUACCCCCUUAAACUUCAACGAUCCAAACAAAAAUACAUCUAAUUUUAAAGCAUUCCACAGGUUCAAAAGGUUCUAUUUGAAUCCGAAUGGAACCAAUCGCGCGACCCUAAGUGCGUGCUCUUUGCCCUACUUCGCCACCCCCUCGACAUCGUAUUCCUCUCUUAGUCGUCUAACCGGAGCUGAUUAAUGGCUGCGCGGGAAUUACGAUGGUUUCGACGUGCAUGCAGACAAUACAUCGAAAUAAGAAUGAACCGAAUCCCUAUUGAUUCACCUGGAAACCAAAUCGAUAGUCGUACGAGGCACAGGGGCUCACUUCGUUACAAAUCGGCCAACUUUCGUCGGAUCGACGGAGUGACGGGCCGCGGUUCGUCGGUCGCCCAAGGUGAAUCCUCCAUUGAAAAAUUCCUCAGUUCGUAGCCGACGACUCCAGGUUGCAAACCACUUCGUCGGGCUUCUUUCUGAAAUUCGUGUUCGCUUAAUUUCGUGAGUAAACUUCUUUGCGAUCUGCAAAAGUAAUCUAAAAAAAUAUAUAUAUAAUUGGACACUUGGGGAACGUUGUGAUUAAUAUAAGUUGGUACACCCUGUAUAGUUAAUUUUGAAGCUUGUGUGUCGCCUAAUUCCCCUAAUUCCUCUGUGCAAGCUGUGAAAGUAAUUAAAAAAAAAAAAAAAAAAAAAGUGAGGGAAAAGUGUGUAUAUUAUUAAUUUCGUUUAUUGUCGUUCUUCUAGUAGAUCUUGCAUGUCACGAUGCCCGAUCAGAUUCAGGAAGGAAAGGAAGCGAUCGUGGACGCGGUGAUAACGGAAAUGGUGACUGAAGUGGAGCAGCAGGAGGAUAAGAAGUCCCUAUCGGAAGUGGAUCUCGAGAAGAAAUCACGUCCGAGGAAGUAUCUCACCAAACGCAUGAAACUGUAUCCAGAAUUGUACAGAAGUGACGUUUCGAUUCAUCCCAGUUACACGGGCCUUACGAACUUGCCUUACUACGUGAUCUGCAGGCGUCGCCUACAAAGAAUCAAGAAACAGAUCAGACGUCAGCUGAACCGCGAAGUCAUGCAUUUCGCGAUGAUGCAAAUGUUCGCCAUCGAUAGCGUUAAAGUCGACCGUGUCUUCAGCGUCGGGAUGCCACAGAAGACGUUGAUCGUCCCCGAUUUGUUAACCGCGAACGAGAGACGUCACCUCAACGAACUCUUCACGAAUCAUUAACGCAUAAACUUCAUCGUCAUCACUGUCAAACAAUUGUAUCGACACACGAGCAAAAUAAAGACACGUUUGUACGUUGUAUACAUUGAAUGAGUCUAUUUUCUCUCGGACAGAGAUGAACAAAAUUUAAUCGAAAUAAUGGAUAAGAAAAAAUA
Molecule: messenger RNA, 2268 nt
Organism: Hylaeus volcanicus
Lineage: Eukaryota; Metazoa; Arthropoda; Insecta; Hymenoptera; Colletidae
Exons: 3
Coding region: 1664-2116 (150 amino acids)
Source: RefSeq, a predicted model, not a curated record